AUGACCCCAGUGAUUGACGUGUAUGUGACCUCGAUCUUGUCGAGUGCCCAACUCCGCACCAAGCACGAUCGCGUACAGCGCAUCCUCGUAUCCGCGCGAGUACCGUUUUCGACCCAUGAUGUACGUUCAUCUCCAUAAACACCCCUAUCCGCACUGCACGACGUACUGACACGCCGUACGAUGACGAUCGGAAUUCGCCGGUGACUCUCUCUCUCGACGUCGCUGGGUCCUUGGUCCUUGUGCCUUUCUCUCUCUGUGCUCAGGUGGCCAGCAGCGAAGAAGCCAAGCUCGAAUGGAAGCGCCGCAACAGGAAUAACAACGAGCUACCUUGCAUCAUCGUCGAUGGACAACCCGUGGGGGUCAGUCAUGCUUCUCACAUGCUCCAGUCCAUAUCGCUUAGCGCGCGCCGGAUGCUGACGCCUUUCGGUUUGCUGCUGACUGGGCUCGCUCGUGUGUGGGGUCCCACUUGACCCGCUUGCGCCGUCGGAUCAUCAGACGAUCGAACAACUGGAUGAGGCGUGAGUGAUUUCGGUCAAGACAAUCAACACUUUCUCGGAUGUAAAUAAUUGACUCGUCCGUGUGUGGGUAGUGUUGAAUUUGGUGAACUACGACAAGUAGGUCCACCACCGCGGACGCUGCCCGGCCGUCACGGCACCAUUCUGGGGCUGACCUUUUUUCGCACCGUUUUGCACAGUUUCUCCGACUCGAUGAACACACGAGCUCUACAACAACAGAAACAACCCCACCUCCCCCACCUCCCUCCAGCGAGAAACCGAGCAGCCUCAAAGCGACCGUCGACGAUUUUGCCUCUCUCUCCCUAACCGAGACCGAACUAGCCCAACUGUCCCAAGAACUCUCCUCGAACCAAACACUCUCCCUACCCGAAGCCGAACCCCCUUCCCUCACUUCCCGAUCUUCGCACGGUUUCGCAACUCAAGUGCAUGACGUCAUGCCUUUGAACUUGCAUCGAUCGGAUAAAGAUGCUGAAGGGAAUCGGAUCGAGUAUCGUCGAGUAGGCGAUCAUCAACGACCUUUGAGGAUCGACGCGAGUCAGGAUUUAUCGGUUCUGGAUGGGGUCGAAGAGGAUGAAUUGGAAAAAUUGGCGAGGGAGUUGGAGAUGGAGGAAGAGGAGGAGCAAAGGGUUCAACGAGUGGGGGGGAAGGUCGAGGCACCUUCCCCUCCUCCGAAGGAUGAGGUCCCUUUGUCUUUGCAGGUCGAGAAGGAGACACCUCCUACACCCAAGGAGGAGAUUCGCAACCCAACGGAAAAUUCCGAACCUUCGACUUCGACUUCGACGAACUUCGUUCCCGUCGAUAGCGUAGGAGGUGAUGGUGGUGCCGGACUCUCUAAACCGCUAGAACAAGUGCAGGAACUCGACCUUUCAUCGGACCAAGUCGACGAACUCUUGUCAACGCAGGAUACGGAGAAGAAGGAAAUUGAGGUGCUUCAACCUACCGAGUUUGAGAAAUCUGCGAUUGAGGCGACGAAACUUGAGAAACAGCAUGGUUCGGUGCAGGAAGGAGAGGACUUGAACGGAACGGUAGGGGAAGAGGAGAAAUCGGAGCCCAAGAGCAGUAAAGAUGAGGUCGACAAGUUGAAGAAGGAUUUGAAGGAGGGAGGUACUGGUGGUUUGAACAGGGUCGUAGAGUUGGAACUGGGUGUACCCAAGGAGGUGGCGGCGCAGGGCGAGACAGUACGUUCCGACGAAGUGGAAAUUUCGAUGUGA
This is a messenger RNA of Microbotryum saponariae, 1726 nucleotides long. The record is from the annotation of a GenBank genome assembly. NCBI's taxonomy places the organism in Eukaryota, Fungi, Basidiomycota, Microbotryomycetes, Microbotryales, Microbotryaceae.